Molecule: messenger RNA, 2718 nt
Organism: Syngnathoides biaculeatus (alligator pipefish)
Lineage: Eukaryota; Metazoa; Chordata; Actinopteri; Syngnathiformes; Syngnathidae
Gene: apbb1ip
Product: amyloid beta (A4) precursor protein-binding, family B, member 1 interacting protein
Exons: 12
Coding region: 708-2519 (603 amino acids)
Biological process (GO): signal transduction
Cellular component (GO): plasma membrane; cytosol
Source: RefSeq, a predicted model, not a curated record
GGACGACAUCGACGCCAUGUUCAGCGACCUGCUGGGCGAGAUGGACCUCCUGACGCAGGUUAUUUGUUCAUUUUUUUUUGGGAUGUUUUGAUGGUUAGCCGUCGAGCGGCCGAUGUAGAAAUAUGUCCCAAAUGUGCAGUCGCUAUCUCAGCAGCCUGAAACGUCGUUUGGCGGUCUGCCGUUAGCGAGGGGGCGUUAACUCCUUGAGAAGCAGCAGGCGUGGAGGAGGCUGCUGAAAUGUCAGCUCCAGAUAAGGAGCCCACUUGUUGCCGUGACGUUUUUUAAUGCCUCGUCCACCGCGUGGCCGCGCGGCCUGCCGCCCCUUUAUUGGCUUUGCGUCUGCUUUCGCAAUGUGUGUUGCAGAUGAUCUCACAUAUAUAUAUAUAUAUAUAUUAUAUAGCGUACCGCGUGUGUGUAACGUAAGCGUAUAUCGGGCAAACAGUUGUUGUUGUUGUUCUUCUUCUUCCCCGGCAGAGUUUGGGAGCGUCCGAAGCAGCAGCAGCGCCGCCGCCGCCCCCCCCCUCGUCCGGCCCCGACGCAGAGCAGCCAGUCAACCUUUGCGUCGGCUCGACGGACCUCAAUGAUUUACAGCCUUUCCGAGAGAAAUAAUCGCUACGCGUAAUGCCGCGAGUUGCCGUCUAAAGCGAUGCGUUGUCGGCAAAGCAGCGUCUCUAAACGAGCUGGAGGACAACGACUUGGACGCGCUGAUGGCCGACCUGGUGGCCGACCUCAACGCCACCGAAGAGAAGCUGGCGGCCGAGAUCCAGGGCCUCGAGGCGCCUUCUCCUCCCCCGCCGCCGCCGCCCGCCCCAGCCGCCGACGACGCCUCGCCCGCCUCGCCCGCCUUGCCGCCUCCGCCGCCGCAAUCCAGCAAACCUUCCAUGGAGGAGAUCGAGGCCCAGAUCAAAGCGGAGAAAAUCAAGCUGGCCCUGGAGAAGCUCAAAGAAGCCAAAGUGAAAAAGCUGGUGGUGAAGGUGCGCAUGAAGGACGGCAGCUCCAAAACUCUGAUGGUGGACGAGCGGCAGAAGGUCCGAGACGUGCUGGACAACCUCUUUGAGAAGACGCACUGCGACUGCAACGUGGACUGGAGCCUGUGCGAGACCAACGCCCAACUGCAGCUAGAGAGGACCUUUGAGGACCACGAAAACCUGGUGGAGCCUCUGCUGGCCUGGACCAGAGACAGCGAGAACCAGAUCCUCUUUCGGGAGAAUCCGGACAAGUACGAAGUCUUCAAAAACCCGCAGACGUUCUACCUGUGGAAGAAGAACCGCAAGGCCUUGGAUGGCAUCAAAGACAAAGACAAGGAAAUCUUGAUUCAGGAAAACUUCUGCGGCGCCUCCGUCAUGGCGCCCGACCUGGAGGGGGCGCUGCACCUCAAAGAGGACGGCAAGAAGUCGUGGAAGCCCCGCCUCUUCCAGCUCAGAGCCUCCGGGAUUUAUUACGUGCCCAAAGGCAAGACCAAGUCGUCUCGUGACCUGGUCUGCCUUGUGCACUUCGACAACGUCAACGUUUACUACGGAAAAGACUUCAGAGCCAAACACAAAGCGCCCACCGACUUUUGCUUCGUGCUCAAACAUCCUCAGAUCCAGAUGGACUCGCAGUACAUCAAGUACUUGUGCUGCGACGACGCGUGGACCAUGAACCUUUGGGUCACUGGAAUUCGCAUCGCUAAGUACGGCGCCACCUUGUACGAAAACUACAAAACGGCCGAGACGAAGGUGGCCGUCGGUUCCGCGUGGGCCCACCGCAGCGUCGCGACGGCCCAACACCAAUCGCAGAGCCAGGUGGCCAACGGACACGCCCCCAAAGCUCAAGCGCCCUCCCAGGACAACAACGUGCCACCUGCUGCACCUCUUCCACCCCCCCUACCAGGCGGCACCCUGCCCCCGCCGCCUCCCCCGCUCGGCGCCGCCCUCCCCCCGCCGCCUCCCCCGCUCGGCGCCGCCCUCCCCCCGCCGCCUCCCCCGCUCGGCGCCCCCCUCCCUCCUCCGCCUCCUCCGGCAGGACCCGACCGCUGCUUCCCUCGCCCUCCUCCCGCCCUCCCCAGCAAAUCUUCCCCCAAAGCCGUCCCCCAAGCGCGGCGCCCACCGAGCAACUUCCCGCCGCCUCCCGCCGCCACGGAUGACCUCCCGCCUCCCCCUCCUCCGCCGCCGAUCGUCGACGACUCCCCGCCCGACUUCCUGCCCCCGCCUCCUCCCGUGUCCGACGUGGGCUCGGCGCCGCUUCCUCCGCCGCCCGUGAAGACCCUCGGGCCUCCCCCGCCGCCCUCGAAGACUCUGCCGCUUCCCGCCCCGGGUUUCAGAACCUCGGACCUCCCGCCUCCGCCUCCCGAUCCCGUAAUUUUCCCGCCUCCGCCGGCGAGGGCUUCGGUGAGGCUUUCCGGGUCGGUGAAGAAGAUGCCGCCGCCUCCGCCUAAGAGGACUACAGCUCCUCUGCACGGCGGCGGCGGCGGCGACGGCGGAGGCGACUUGAUGUCAGAACUGAUGCGUGCCAUGCACAAGAAGCGCGACCCCCAGUGAUGCACUUGAUGACCCCCAUCAGUCCACUUGACACAUUUUUUUCCAUCAGCCAAUUGAAAGCCAACGUCGUAAAAUCGCAAAAUGUCUGCACGCAGAUGGUCCGAGUCACGUUUACAUAAAUGUAAGUAGCAAGAAUUUUGAAACUGAAAAAAAUGUAAAUAACAGAAUAUCUCAGUGACAAAUAAAAUGCUGAAAAUGA